Naegleria lovaniensis is the source of this 342-nucleotide messenger RNA. RefSeq lists its product as uncharacterized. The record is from RefSeq and is a predicted model, not a curated record. The transcript has a single exon. NCBI's taxonomy places the organism in Eukaryota, Heterolobosea, Eutetramitea, Acrasida, Naegleriidae. Bases 1 to 342 code for a protein of 113 amino acids. Gene Ontology annotation, biological process: RNA processing. Gene Ontology annotation, molecular function: ribonuclease III activity.
AUGAGUACAGUCACUACCAAUACUAAAAUACAAAAUGAUACUGAUGCUUCUCUUCGUACAUUAUUAAUUCGAUCCAUCACUCAUGGUUCAUUUGGAUCUGGUAAAGUAAGAACACAUGAUCGAUUGGCAUAUAUGGGACAAUAUGUGUUGGAUAUGGUCUUGACAGAAAUUAUUUCACACAAAUAUAUGAGUCAUGUUAGAAAUUUCAAUAUUGAAAUGAUGACUGGUACUACUACUACCACAAAUACCACAAAUACAAAUACUACUACUACUACUACCACAAAUACCACAACACAACAACAACAUCAUCAUCACCACUCUCACAAUCAUCCAACAUUUUGA